Rodentolepis nana is the source of this 1518-nucleotide messenger RNA. NCBI's taxonomy places the organism in Eukaryota, Metazoa, Platyhelminthes, Cestoda, Cyclophyllidea, Hymenolepididae. The record is from the annotation of a GenBank genome assembly.
CUCACAAUCAACGAGAACUCAACUACUUCAUUGUCUUUAUCGGCACCAGCAUCACCACCUCUCCAAGCCAUUUCCGCUUCAAAUCCGCAAUUUAUCUACACCGUCAAACCGACUCUCAUGGGCAGGGAUGUUGAUGAAGCCUUAGACAAUAUUGAGUUUUCGACUGCUGUUGACGAAGCCACGCUAAAACCUCGCUCACUUCCGAAUUUCACUUCUUAUACACCUUCGAUUCCUCAAUCAUUCGGCCAAAUGGUGGAGAAAUCUUCCCCCAAUGUUAAUGGUAAUCGUUUACCAGCUUCUACAAGAGUGGGGACUUCACGUAAACCAGCAGACGUACAGCAAGUUCCGAUAAACACACAAUCGCAAACGAAGCGCCAUCAACCUUUGAGGGUGGAUGUUAAUCAGUUACCGAUCACAAAAGCUCCCCCACUGCACAACAUCAAGUCAUCGACACCUAAUCUACAGGGUCCUCCAUUCACAGAUGGUCCACACCGUCGAGGACCACAAGAGAAUUCACAAACCCCCAGUGUCACUGCCGAACGCAAGACCGGAAGUCUUGAUCGAGACGGAAUCUGGCGUCCGAACCGCAAUCCCAAAGGCCCAGCAACUAUUCAUCCAGGCAGUACAUCACCAAUUGCCCAUGGACUUGGAUAUCCUCCCUCAACUUAUCCCACUGAUCUAAUCAGUGGCAGUAUCCUUGGUCCCACAGGCUUCCCGAGACUUGACCGUCGACGAACAAUCAAUACUCCCCGACUCUUUCCGUUCGGCUCCCCUUUUGAGGGAUAUUUACCAGGUGGGAGUGGUAUUGGAGGUGUUGAGGUUCCCAUUGUUGUCCUCCCGCCUCCUGCUGUCAAUUCAAAUAUUCCCUACGCAGCGCCUCUCACUCCCUCCGCCUACAAUUCGACUAGUUUUCGACAUUACCCUACAUCACCCAAUAACAAUGGCAUUCGACGUGGAACUCAUACAGUAAAGAAGAAUUAUCAUGUCUGUCUUGUUGGCAGUGGUCCUUCGGCAUUCUACGUUGCACAAUCACUUCUCAAGGCCAACGAAAAUAUUCAAGUAGACAUGCUCGAAAAGCUACCGGCUCCGUUUGGUUUAGUUCGUUAUGGAGUUGCCCCUGAUCAUCCGGAAGUAAAGAACGUUAUUAGUACCUUUACUAAAGUUGCCAAAAAUCCCAGAUUCAAUUUUUUUGGUAAUCUGGUCGUUGGAAAAGACGUUAAGUUGAUGGAACUGCGGUCUGUGUAUGAUGCUGUUGUUUUGGCUUAUGGUGCCAGUGUGGAUAAAUACAUGAAUAUUCCCGGCGAAAACUUGCCGGGGGUUUUAUCCGUCAAAGAUUUCGUUGGAUGGUACAAUGGCUAUCCGAAAUCGAACUCCGUCCCUCCUGAUUUAAACAAUGAACACGUUGCCAUUGUUGGAAUGGGAAAUGUCGCCUUAGAUGCUGCAAGGAUUAUGCUCUCUUCCGUCGAUCGACUUAACGUAAAUUCCUUUUUUUGCUUGUAUAUUACUUUUUCUUUCUAA